Molecule: messenger RNA, 543 nt
Organism: Sugiyamaella lignohabitans
Lineage: Eukaryota; Fungi; Ascomycota; Dipodascomycetes; Dipodascales; Trichomonascaceae
Exons: 1
Coding region: 1-543 (180 amino acids)
Source: RefSeq, a predicted model, not a curated record
AUGUUAAAGGCAACCAAAAACCUUUUUUCCAGUGCUGCAGCUGCCACCUCCAAGUCAUUUGUAGCCGGUGCUGGUGGUGCAGUGCCAGCUAAAAAUUUAGCUGGUGGUGUGACUUUGAAUUCGCGAGACGAGAUUGAAUCUAUGCUCAGCCAGCCCACUUGGUGUGUUUCUGAGCUUUUUGAAAGAGUUGAAAAUGACUCGGCCACUGAACGACCCACUUACGAGACUUUGAGCAAGCUACUUAAACAGGCGGGUCUCAACUCUGUCGAGAAAGACUCCCCUAGAGCGAAUAAACUUCUUCAAGAGCUGGAUACACAGCUUACUUUCGUUAGUCAUAUUAGCGAAGUUGAUACUAAGGGUAUUGAGCCUUUGGUCAGAAUUAGCGGAGAGCCUAUUAAGGCUCGUAUGGAGGAUCUAUUUGCCAUUUCGGAAGAGACUGCUCCUGAGACGGUGGAACCAAACAACUGGCAGCCAGUUGCUUUGAGUGCGGAAAGAUCUGGUAAUUUCUAUGUUUUGCAUGAAGGACUAGCCAAAGAGGCCUAA